AUGGAGAACCCAAAGAAUUCAUAUUUUUGGUGCACCACAUAUUUCUUGCAAUUGUGGAAGACUGUUGAACUUUAUUGUGCUGAUUUUCAAGUGUGCAUGUAUGGUGGUUCCAGAGACAAGUGGACAAGAUUCAUUGCAAACUUCCCUGAAGUGACUGAGUUGUCAAUUGAGUGCGACAGGAAGCACUCUCACGCACCCUGGAGGUUUGCUCAUGAUCAUGAAGGAAAGCGUGUCUGGGCAACCAGCCUAGAGAGCCAGUACACUCGUCCCUUGUGUCUGGCUACAGUUCAAGUGAUCUUGCAGAAAGCUGCUUCCCAAGGACUGCACUUGUUGCCCCAGACCUUGAAUGAUAUCCGAAAGCAUCCGUUGUUGCAUGCACAGCAGGCUCAAAUUAGCGUUGGUCUGCAGCCAUUUCGAAAGAAAAUACCGCCUUUGGUUCCAGAUUUCGAUGCAGUGGUUAUCGCGGUCCUUCAGGAUAAGUCCCAAGUCCCAGUCCCUGUUCUCGGCAAGGUUCAAACUGAUUUGCACCUCAUGUCCCUGAGCUUCAACCUCUUUUCAUCCCCAAAUAUGCACGGUUGCUUCGCCUUUUUGCUGCCUCCGAUUCUUUGA
Durusdinium trenchii is the source of this 609-nucleotide messenger RNA. The record is from the annotation of a GenBank genome assembly. Lineage: Eukaryota; Dinophyceae; Suessiales; Symbiodiniaceae.